This is a messenger RNA of Symbiodinium necroappetens, 387 nucleotides long. The record is from the annotation of a GenBank genome assembly. NCBI's taxonomy places the organism in Eukaryota, Dinophyceae, Suessiales, Symbiodiniaceae.
AUGGCGCCAGGCGAAGGACAGCAAUGCUUCUCCGAGCUCCUCCGCUGCCACAAAGAACUCGCCGGCUCCGUUGAGGCCUUGAACCGGACCCAUGGCGGCAUCAAAGCCGCCCUCGAGAGGAUGCCAAGCCUCUGGCCCGAGCUCGGUCCGCUGGAGGACCUGCCGCGCGCAGAGUUGGCUGUGUCCUCGCCCUCCCAUGUCACGAGCAAGGUCGAGAUCGAGGAAAAGUUCCAGCUGACCAAGGAGGGAGUGCCGACACUGACCAAGAAUUUGAACGCCCGCAAGACCCCGUUUGCGAAGAUUCGAACAACGGGGACGGUCUCCUUGGGCAAGUCAGGCGUCCGGCUCCUGGACGACUGGAGCGAGAGCUUCGUCAUCUGCGAGCAG